Phytophthora infestans T30-4 is the source of this 1128-nucleotide messenger RNA. RefSeq names its product actin-like protein. The record is from RefSeq and is a predicted model, not a curated record. Bases 1 to 1128 code for a protein of 375 amino acids. NCBI's taxonomy places the organism in Eukaryota, Oomycota, Peronosporomycetes, Peronosporales, Peronosporaceae. The transcript has a single exon.
AUGGACGACGAUAUUCAAGCCGUAGUAAUUGACAAUGGAUCGGGAAUGUGCAAGGCGGGGUUCGCUGGCGAUGACGCCCCACGUGCCGUGUUCCCGUCCAUUGUGGGCAUGCCCAAACACCUAGGUAUCAUGGUGGGAAUGAACCAGAAAGACGCUUACAUUGGGGAUGAAGCGCAAGCGAAACGUGGCGUCUUGACGUUGAGAUACCCAAUUGAGCACGGGAUCGUGACGAACUGGGAUGACAUGGAGAAGAUCUGGAGUCACACGUUCUACAACGAGCUGCGUGUAGCUCCAGAAGAGCAUCCAGUGCUCUUAACGGAGGCUCCACUCAACCCUAAAGCGAACCGCGAACGCAUGACUCAGAUCAUGUUCGAGACCUUCAAUGUGCCAGCGAUGUACGUAAACAUCCAGGCGGUGCUGUCGUUGUAUGCCUCUGGUCGUACUACAGGCUGCGUACUCGACUCGGGUGAUGGAGUCUCGCACACUGUACCUAUUUACGAAGGUUAUGCACUCCCCCACGCUAUUGUGCGUCUAGAUCUGGCUGGGCGAGACUUGACGGACUACAUGAUGAAGAUUUUAACUGAGCGUGGGUACUCAUUCACCACUACAGCCGAGCGAGAAAUCGUGCGGGAUAUCAAGGAGAAGUUGACGUAUGUAGCAAUGGACUUUGACGAGGAGAUGGAGAAAUCUACUCGAUCUUCAGCAUUAGACAAGACGUACGAACUGCCUGAUGGGAACGUCAUUGUGAUCGGGAACGAGCGCUUCCGUACCCCUGAGGUGCUAUUUAAUCCGUCCAUGAUUGGUCGCGAAUGCUCUGGAGUUCACGAGUGCGCUUUCCAGACGGUCAUGAAGUGUGACGUCGAUAUUCGCCGGGACUUGUACAGCAACGUGGUGCUGUCCGGUGGCUCGACAAUGUUCCCUGGGAUUGGUGAGCGCAUGACCAAGGAGGUGAUUAAACUAGCUCCAACGGCGAUGAAAGUCAAGAUCAUCACGCCACCUGAACGCAAGUACUCGGUCUGGAUUGGAGGCUCGAUUCUGGCCUCGCUGGCCACGUUCCAGCACAUGUGGAUCUCCAAGACCGAAUACGAUGAGUCGGGACCAUCUAUCGUCCACCGCAAGUGCUUCUAA